UAAUUGGGUAACGUAUUGGAUUCUUUAACAGUCUGAAUUAAAUUCUCAUCUUCUUGAUUGAUGUUGAGUAUUAUAGGUGCUUAUCUUUGACUUGUUCUGGGCCAAAAGAUAACAGGAACAUGAAAAUUACAAUGUUACUAUGUGAGAUUAAAUGUUGAUUGGACAUCUUCGUUGAAAAUACACAAAGUAUUGAGCUUUUUUUUUUUUAUUGGCUUACUUUCUAUUGUUUGUUUUCUUAAAAGUCAUGUUGAAAAUUCUGAUUGAUUCAUAUUCUCAUCAUUUGACUGAUCGCAGAGUGUAGAUUUGUUUUUGUGACUUAGGUUCUUGUUAACUUAAGAAUAGUUUUUUCUUCUUAGAUUAGUCCAAAGAAGAUAUAGUUCUUGGAGAGACAAAAAAAAACACUUGGGGAGAAGAGGAUCAUGUUCUUCUUUGCUUGUUUGUUCUUGUUCACCAGACUUUUAAAUUUUAGCUAUGCAGGGAUUACGAACGAGAGUCCUUUGUCAAUAGGACAAACUCUCAGCUCCUCUAAUGGAGUUUAUGUACGUUUAUGUACCUUUUCACAGGUUCUGGAGCUGGGCAAGGACACGUUAACAACACAUCAUUUUAAGCACAGGUCAAGCUGAAAAAAUCUCAUCUUUUGUAUUGAUGCAGAAUAUAGAUGCCUACCUUUGACUGGUUCUUGGUGAAAAUGACAAUUCUUUUAAGUGUUAAAUAUUCAACGUUGGUAUGUGAGGCCAAGAAAAAAGUUUGGACUUUUAUUUUUCAUUAUUGUCAACAAGAAGGUUUGACUUCUACGUGAUAAUUACACAAGUAUCGAAAUUUGUUAUGUAUUACUAAGUUUUCUGGAACAUCAAUGCAGUCUGGUCAACAUUGUCUAUAGGUUGCUUGAGAAUAGUUUAACAAGUCUCGUGUUCACAUGUUCGUUCCUUAAAUUGAUUGCAAGAAAAUAUUUCUUGUGGAUACAAACACAUAUGGGGGCUAAGAAGAUCAUGUUCUUUGUUUCUAUGCUCUUGUUUACAAUCUUUUUAAGUUUUAGCUAUGCAGAGAUAACCAAAGAGAGUCCUUUGUCAAUAGGACAAACUCUCAGCUCCCCUAAUGGAGUCUAUGAAUUGGGGUUCUUCAGUCCUAAUGACUCUCAGAAUCAGUUUGUUGGCAUCUGGUUCAAGGGCAUCACUCCCCAAGUGGUUGUGUGGGUGGCUAAUAGAGAAAAGCCUGUUACAGACUCCACUGCAAAUCUCUCUGUCAGCAGCAAUGGAAGUCUUCUCUUACUUAGCGGCAAACAUGGCGUUGUGUGGUCCAUGGGAGAAAUUUCUGCAACUAAUGGGUCUCGUGCCGAGCUUACAGACAACGGAAACCUAGUUGUCAUAGACAAUGUUUCUGGAAGAACUCUAUGGGGAAGCUUUGAGCAUCUUGGUGAUACUAUGCUCCCUUUCUCAACCUUGAUGUAUAAUCUCACCACAGGUGAGAAACGGGUAUUAACUUCUUGGAAAAGUGACAACGAUCCUUCGCCUGGUGAAUUUAUGGUUCAGAUUACAACGCAAGUACCAUCACAAGUGUUUAUUAUGAGAGGCUCAAAUCCUUAUUGGAGAAGCGGUCCAUGGGCUAAAACAAGGUUCACCGGGAUACCGCUAAUGGAUAAUUCAUAUACAAGUCCAUUCGCCGUUCAGCAGGAUACAAACGGGUCUGCAUCCUUCACUUAUUUAGAAACAAACUCCAGACGUUCACGAAUAAUGAUAACAACAGAGGGCGUACUGAAGAUUUAUCAGCAGAGUGAGACUAACUGGGAGUUAGAUUUUGAGGCUCCAGACGAUCAUUGUGAAAGGUACGGUGUGUGUGGACCUUUUGGUUUUUGUGUUGAGUCAGUACCUCCGAAGUGUAAAUGCUUCAAAGGGUUUGUACCAAAAUCCUCUGAGGAGUGGAAAAGAGGAAAUUGGACUAAUGGUUGUAAGAGGCGUACGGAACUACAUUGUCAAGGAAACUCUACCGGCAAAGAUUCAAACGGUUUCCAUACUGUUCCCAACAUAAAGCUUCCAGACUUAUAUGAAUUUGAAACUUUUUUGGACGCUGAAGAAUGCCACCAAAGUUGCCUCCAGAAUUGUUCUUGCUUGGCUUUUGCUUAUAUCAAUGGAAUAGGGUGCUUAAUGUGGAACCAAGACCUAAUAGACACUGUGCAGUUAUCUCCAGGAGGAGAAAUUCUUUCCAUUCGUCUUGCACGUUCUGAACUAGAUGGGAAUGAGCGUAACAAGAUCAUUACUGCUAGUAUUGUGAGCCUUUCUCUUUUUGUGAUAAUGACUUCUGCUGCGUUUGGUUUCUGGAGAUACAGAGUGAAACAUAAUGUUAAUAUAACAAAGGAUUCUGCUUCCCAAGAUACAUGGAGGAAUGAUCUGAAACCACAAGAUGUCCCAGGUUUAAAUUUCUUUGAGAUAAAUACCAUUCAAACUGCCACCAAUGAUUUCAGUCUCACAAAUAAACUCGGACAAGGUGGAUUCGGCCCAGUUUAUAAGGGAAAGCUGCAAGAUGGGAAAGAAAUUGCUGUAAAACGGCUUUCUAGCAGCUCGGGGCAGGGGAAAGAAGAGUUCAUGAAUGAAAUAGUACUCAUCUCAAAACUUCAACAUAAAAACUUAGCUCGGAUUUUGGGAUGUUGCAUUGAAGGAGAAGAGAAGCUAUUAAUUUAUGAGUUUAUGUUGAACAAAAGCCUUGAUACUUUUCUCUUUGAUUCAAGAAAAAAGCUUGAGAUUGACUGGCCAAAGAGAUUUGAUAUCAUUCAAGGCAUUGCGCGUGGAAUUCACUAUCUCCAUCGUGACUCACACCUCAAGGUAAUUCACCGAGAUCUGAAGGUUAGCAAUAUUCUUCUUGACGAGAAGAUGAAUCCAAAGAUAUCAGAUUUUGGAUUGGCUCGGAUGUAUCAGGGAACUGAAUAUCAGGACAAUACUCGCAGGGUUGUAGGAACUCUAGGAUAUAUGGCUCCAGAGUAUGCAUGGACUGGGAUGUUCUCUGAGAAGUCUGACAUCUACAGCUUCGGAGUUUUGCUAUUAGAAAUCAUCAGCGGAGAGAAGAUCUCAAGGUUCAGCUAUGGUGAAGAAGGAAAAAAUCUUAUUGCAUAUGCGUGGGAAUCUUGGUAUGAAACUGGAGGAGUGGAUCUUCUUGAUCAAGCACUUGCUCAUUCAUGUCACCCCGUAGAAGUUGAGAGAUGUGUUCAGAUAGGAUUACUCUGUGUCCAACACCAAACUGCAGACAGACCAAACACACUUGAGUUGCUGUCUAUGCUCACCACAACAUCAGAUCUUCCACCACCAAAACAACCCACAUUUGUAGUGAACACAAUGGAUGAAGAAUCACCAUCUAAGAGGUUGAUCACUGUCAAUGAGAUGACACAGUCUGUAAUCCUAGGGCGAUGAGAAAUCACCUUUCAGGCUUUUUUGUAAAAGACUAUUUCAUUAAGUAAAUAGAGAAAAUUACUAUGGCUAA
This is a messenger RNA of Camelina sativa (false flax), 3468 nucleotides long. Lineage: Eukaryota; Viridiplantae; Streptophyta; Magnoliopsida; Brassicales; Brassicaceae. The record is from RefSeq and is a predicted model, not a curated record.